Macrobrachium nipponense is the source of this 4033-nucleotide messenger RNA. RefSeq lists its product as uncharacterized. NCBI's taxonomy places the organism in Eukaryota, Metazoa, Arthropoda, Malacostraca, Decapoda, Palaemonidae. The record is from RefSeq and is a predicted model, not a curated record. The transcript is spliced from 2 exons. Bases 2322 to 3254 code for a protein of 310 amino acids.
GCUCAUGGUUUGUCAUUCUGUUUCCACAGAAAUUCACUGAGUAGUAGCAGUGCUCUUUGUAUCGCUGAUAUGCGAGUUUUUUCCUGGGAAUAUCAUUUUUAUGUUUUUCGUCAGGACACAUCAGUAGUUCCAAAACAAGGGAUUGCACCAAGACUCUAAAGAAUAAUGAGUCGUGGCAGAGAAUGAUAUGGAAUUAAAUAGCAUAAAAAUAACUUUGACUGAAAGAAAAAUACACAAUAGCAGUAACGAAAAUUUUAUAACAAACAGAAACUAUUCAUUUGAGAAAUAACAUGAAGAGACAGCCGUAUUCGCUACACGUACUAUGAUGACGUCACCAUAUGAUCCACACCAGAGCUCAGCAGUUCAGCAUCCCUUCACACCAAUCACAUCUCUGGAAAUGCUCCAGUCGCUGGUUGCUGAUUACUAUCGUUGUGGUGGUCAGUUGCUGGAUGACCACCUCUAAGUACCUGACCGUCCUCCUCGCUCACUGGUUGCCGGACGAAACCCCUCUGUUGCCAGAGGUUCCAUUAACGGCGUUGUCGUUAAUCUUUCAUCUCUUUCCAUCAUUGCCGAGUUUUUGCUAGUUACCCCAUAGCUGGACACUACCCCAUCAAGAUUAAAUACUCAUUUAGAGUUGAGAAGACUGAGGAAAUCGUGGAAAAGAUCCUUUCCCAAGAAAUCAACUCUGAAGAGAGAGGUUACUCAUCAAACGACUCAGUCCAUCGAUGAGCUAAACUACUCUGCCACGACAGAGGAUAUAAAACACCAAGAAAUGAAGGACACAAUCAGGAAAGAAUGUAUGAAGAUACUUAAAGCGAUACUCAAGUCAAAACUCAACGCCGGAAACAUGACGAAAGCUAUAAAGACAUGGGCAGGAGUAGCGGAUUGGACGACGGCUGAACUCUGGCAUAGACCGAGAAAGUAGGAAACACAUGACAAUACACAAAGCACUAUAACGUAGAGCAAAUACAGACAGACUAUAUAUAACACGAAAGGAUGGAGGGAGAGGGCUACUAAGUAUAGAGGAAUGCAUUAACAUCAAGAGCAAAGCACUGGGGCCAUAUCUGAAAACCAGAAGAUGAGUGGCUAUGCCGUGCAUGGGAAGGACGAUAUGGUUCUGAUUUCCUCAUCAGUGCAAGGUCUCCAACGACUCAUCGACACUUGCCGCCAAUAUGCAGAGGAAUUUGAUAUAAUCUACAAUGAAACCAAGACCCAGUGCAUGUCGCUGCUCCCGAGAUCGCUUAAGCAUAUUGCAGAACCACAAAUUUUCCUCGGAAACCAUCGGCUGGAAUUUGUGCACGAAUUUCCGUAUUUGGGUCACAUUAUCACCGACGACCUAAAAGAUACGGCAGACAUUGAACAGAGGCGUCGUAAACUAUGUGCAGCUGGCAACAUGAUUGCAAGGAGGUUUGCCUUCUGUCACCGAGACGUGAAACUGCUGCUCUUCCGCUCGUACUGCCACAGUAUCUAUGGGUGUUCCCUCUGGACGAACUAUACCCGAGAGACCAUGAGACGCAUCACUGUUGUGCACAAUGACAUUCUGAGACGCCUCACAAACACUCCCCGCUACCACUCCGCCACACAGAUGUUCAUAGGAAACCGCCUGAACAAUUUAAAAAUCAUUGUUAGGCGAACAAUGUCCAGUCUGGUAACCUGAGUGAGUAACAGCAGCAACUCGCUCAUACAAAGCAUCCUAAGGGGUGAAGCAAGAAGAAGAUCUAAAUUGUGGGAAAGAUGGGAAAAUGGGGCCUUUGUCCCCUAAAGGACUUAAUCUCUGUAUUGGCAAAAUGUCUUCCUCAGUUUUUGUCAUUAUUACAUUUAUUACUGUUAUUUUAAUUUUUCUUUAUUACUGUGAUUACUAUCAAGCUAAAUUUCUUUUUUACAUUCAGUUUUUGUAUUUAGCCCUCUGGACCUGACUACUGUAACCACCUAAGGUCUCUAGUUGAAAUUUAAGUUAUAUAGUUUGUGCACUAACUGUUAUUACUCUCAAUGCAUUUUUUUUUCUCACCAAUAUUAUUACUGUUAUUACCAGUAUUAUGAUUGCUAGCUUUUGUGCUACCUCAGCUAUUUUGUGGAUAAGUGCCGAUUAAUCAUUUUCUUUUUCUUUUUUAUCAUGCCUCAUGCACCUAGAUUGUGUAUAUUACUGUCUGUAUUUUGUAUAUUCAAUGUAUAUGGCCCUGAGCUGAAAUAAAGCAUAUUAUUAUUAUUAUUAUUAUUAUUAUUAUUAUUAUUAUUAUUAUGACCGAGUCCCGAGACAAGAGGUAUGGAGGAGCCUGAGGGAGAAGAUGGUGCCAGAGAAGUAUGUGCGAUUGAUAUAAGAGAUGUACCGGAAUGUAUUUACCAGAGUGAGGAGCAGUGUUGGGGAGACAGAAGGUUUUGAGGUGAGAGUAGGAUUACACCAGGGGUCGGCUCUGAGCCCAUUUAUCUUUAACAUAGUGAUGGAUGUUAUAAUAGAGGAAGUAAGGGAGACAGUACCAUGGAACAUAUUGUAUGCGGAUGAUAUUGUUCUGUGUGCAGAGAGCAGGGAAGAUCUGGAAGUGAAAUUGGAAAGAUGGAGACAAGUACUGGAGGACAGAGGAAUGAGAAUAAGUAGAUCCAAGACAGAAUAUAUGUGUACCACCACUGAGGGGGAUGAUAGAGAAAGUAUUCAGCUUGGUGGAGAGCAAAUAAGGAGAGUUGAUAAGUUUAAGUAUUUGGGAUCUUUUGUUAACGCUGGAGGAAGUAUGGAAGAAGAAGUAAAACAUCGGGUACAGGCAGGCUGGAACAACUGGAGAACGGCCUCUGGAGUUCUUUGUGACAAAAGAGUGCCGCUUAGGUUAAAAGGAAAAUUUCACAAGACGGUGGUAAGAACAGCAAUGCUGUAUGGUACGGAAACAGCAAGCAUGAGAAAAGCAGAGCAGAAGAAGAUGGAUGUGGCAGAAAUGAGAAUGCUUAGGUGGAUGUCUGGGGUAACAAGAGUGGAUAGGAUCAGAAAUGACUACAUAAGGGGGUCAACUAAGGUGGUGGAAGUAUCAAAGAAAGUGCAGGAGGGGAGGCUGAGAUGGUAUGGACACCUGUUGAGGAGAGAUGAGGACCACGCUGGGAGACAUACUAUGGGGGUGGAGGUGCAAGGAAGAAGAAAAAAAAGAGGGAGACCAAGAAAGAGAUGGAAGGACUGUGUGAGAGGAGGCUUACAUGAGAAGGGAAUUGAUGAGGCAGAAGCACAAGAUAGAAAUAGAUGGAAACGGCUCAUCCGAAACGGCGACCCCAUAUAAAAAUGGGAACAAGCUGGGAAGAAGAAGAUUAUUAUUAUUAUUAUAAAAGUAGAUGAAGACACAGAAAUAUGCAGGGACAAAAGAAUGAAAAAUAGAACAGAGGAAUGGCACUACAAACCAAUGCACAGACAGUAGUACACGAGAAAAACUAAAGAACUGGCCAGCGAUGAAACAUUGAUAGUAGGUACAGAGGGAAGAACUCAAGAAAGAAGCAGGGGUGCUAACAGCGGCACAAGAUCAUCCCCUAGGAACCAGAUAAUGUCCGAAGAGUAAUGGAUGGAAAUAACAUCUCACCCAUAUCCAGGAAGUGCAAUAUGAAAUACGAGACCAUAAGUCACUUAGCAAGCGAAUAUCCAGCACUUGCACAGAACCAGUACAAAAUGAGGCAUGAUUCAGCAACAAGCCCUCCACUGGAAUCUGCAAGAAAUACCAGCUACCUUGCAGAUAAAUGGUGCGAGCACCAACCUGAAGGAGUGAUAGAAAACGAUCAGACAAAGAUCCCCUGAGACUAUGGUAUCAGAACAGAUGAGACGUGCUAAUAGACCAGACGUGAUGUUGAUUGACAGAAUCAAGAAGAAAGUAUCGCUCACUGAUGUUGCCAUACCACGGGACAUCAGAGAAGAUGAGAAAGAAAAAAUUGAUAAGUAUCGAGACCUGAAACAUAAAUAAGAAGGAUAUAGGAUAUGCCAGUGGAAAUUGUGCCCAUAAUCAUAAGCAACACUAGGCACGAUCCCAAGAUCCCUGAAAAGGGACCUGGAAAAUCUAGAUACCGAAGUAAG